This is a messenger RNA of Alexandromys fortis (reed vole), 620 nucleotides long. RefSeq names its product troponin I, cardiac muscle-like. Lineage: Eukaryota; Metazoa; Chordata; Mammalia; Rodentia; Cricetidae. The record is from RefSeq and is a predicted model, not a curated record. The transcript is spliced from 2 exons. Gene Ontology annotation, biological process: skeletal muscle contraction; cardiac muscle contraction. The coding region runs from base 269 to 556 and encodes 95 amino acids. Gene Ontology annotation, cellular component: troponin complex.
UUUGAGAAAGAGUUUCUCUGUAGCUUUGGAGCGUGUCCUGGAACUCGCUCUGUAGAUCAGGCUGGCCUUGAAGUCAGAGAGAUUGGCCUGCUUCUGCCUCCCCAGUGCUGGGAUAAAAGGUGGUGGCACUGCCCAGCACAGUUGGAGGCUUUAACCUGAAACCAGAGCUAUAAGAAAGGCAGGAGCUUAGAUACUGAUGGCAAGAUAGGGAUAAAGGGGAAAUGUAGGUUGGAAGACUAGGGAAGGAAGCAGAAGUAAGGGGAUCUCCAUGUGGGCCCCAUGUGGUCGCCCCCAGAUCGCAGAUCUGACCCAGAAGAUCUAUGACCUGCGUGGCAAGUUUAAGCGGCCCACCCUGCGAAGAGUAAGGAUCUCUGCAGAUGCCAUGAUGCAGGCUCUGCUGGGGACCCGGGCCAAGGAGUCCUUGGACCUGAGGGCCCACCUCAAGCAGGUGAAGAAGGAGGACAUUGAGAAGGAAAACCGGGAGGUGGGAGACUGGCGCAAGAACAUCGACGCGCUAAGUGGAAUGGAGGGCCGCAAGAAAAAGUUUGAGGGCUGAGCCCACGGGCUCCCACCCUUCGCGCCGAUGAUGUCCCUGAGGAAUAAACCUCUCUGAACUGGAA